CAACACAGACAAUAACCAAUCAAAAUGCCCAUUUUUACAGAUCCCAGCAAAUUGACAAAAGCAAAACUGAAAGAAGAACUUAUACGUUUUAACGUGAAAUUGCCACCUUCUACGUCUAAAAAGCAAGUUUUGGUUGAUCUUUAUGAGCAACACAUUAGUCAAUUAAACGAUCCUAGUAUUUUCGAAGACGAGUUCGUUGAAGGAAGUUCUGAACAAGAGGUUGAGGAAACCGAAAGUGAAGACGAACAAAACUCCAAUUCUGACAUUGAGUCUGAAACGGUUUCAUUUGAAGAACCACAGAAAGAGACAAAGGAAGCCAUGACUAUCAAUGCUGAAGAUUUGUCAGAUAAAGAGUUGGCAAAUGAACUACGCCUUUUAGGUUUUACACCUGGGCCUAUUGGAACUACAACAAGAAGAGUGUAUGAAAAGAAAUUAGUGAAACUGAGGCAGAGCUCAGGGGAUGCUAUAAAAGUUUCACCUAAAUUAUUUCAACAGAGGUAUGAUGAAGUACCAGAUGAUGAAGAUAAACAACCACCUGUUAAGCCAAGAUCACCAAGGAGGCGUCCUCCACCAAGAAGAAUUCAAAGAGAAGAACCAGUUGACGAACCUGUUGAGGAACCAGUAGAACAAAAAAUCACAGAGAAUCCUGUAUUAACCAGGCGUCCACUGACUGCAAGAACAAGAGGAAAGACAGAACGAUCAUCACCUACAGCAUCUUCAGAGACCACAUCCACAACAGAAGAGAAAUCUGGUGGUGGAAUACCAAUGUGGGUCAAGCUUGUUAUUUUCCUAUUGGUGGCUUUCUUUGUUUACCUUGUUAUUGUGAACAUGGAACCAUCAGCUGAUGGCAAGAUACCAAAGUCCAUCACAGAAGGAACAUGAUCUGUAUAUAUAACAUUGUGGACACUGACAAUAUUAUUUAAAAUGUAUAUGUAAUUAUCAUGUAGAUUAAUGUUAAUUGGACAUUGUGUUCAUUGUAACUUGCAUAGUUAUUGUGUCAGUGAUACAUUUUUAUUGUAAUGGUACAUGACGGCUUUGGGUUUCAUUAUUGCAACAUUGCUUUGCUAAAAUAGCUCAUAAUAUCAAACUGAAAGAUGUUUUUUAUUGGAGAGGCUAGCAUGCUACCUUUAAAUAGAAGUAUUAGAAGAUGAAAUAUUUUACAUCACACAAAUGUGAAAUUUUAGUGAAAAAUUAUUUAGAAAGGGUUAAAGUUUGAAAUUAUGUACCAUUUAUAGAAAGAUUUCCAAAAUCUACUGGUCAGUAUCCAUAAAUAUAAAUAGCAAUAAAGCUUUGUUUAACUUUAUUGCUAAAGGAUAAAGGAAAAAACCAUUAUUAAUGCAAACAAUAAGAUUGAAAAAUAAUAAGUUAUUAUUGUUUCAAAAUUCAUUUGAAAUGCUUCUACCUAUAAAUUAUUCAUUUUUAUUGCCUUCCAACUUUAUAUACCCUUAAAAAAUGUCAAAAGAGAGUAUAUGUUCUUGGGCCGUAAAGUUUAGAUCUCAUGGAAUGCUAAAAUCAACGUGAAUUAUCCAAAUCAAGACAAAAGAAUGAUUUAUGUUUUUUAUUUCAUAAAUUCAGAUUUCCAUUUAUAUGUGCUUGUAAUUAUAUAUCAAUGCAAGUGAAUGUGACGCAUAUGAGUUUAUAGUGGAUUGACCAUUAAAUUAACACCACAAUGUUGUGCUUCAUCAGGGUUUACCACAAAUUUUGUUAAUAAGGAUGGUGCAUACUGAAAUCAAAAUCAAGUUUUCAUCAUGUAUCAAAUAAACAGAACGGUAAUUGUUUAUCCUGAUAGACUGAUUAAUGAUUCUCACAUUCAGACAACCCACACUUCCUGAGUACAAGAUUAUAUAUUGACAUACAUGUAAACUUUUUAAAAUGCUGUUUAUUGCUAUGACUACAGUUAAUUUAUAAUGUUAUGAUUGUAAUGAUAAAGUCACAACAAAUUAUUGUGAUGUGCUUAAAUCGUAGUCUAUAUUGUUGUUUGAAAUACUUUGCUUUGCGAAUUCAUAGAAGGAAUUAAACAUUUUAAUGUAUAUAAAGAACAGUAUAAAGCCAA
Messenger RNA from Mytilus californianus (California mussel), 2053 nucleotides. Its product is annotated as lamina-associated polypeptide 2-like. Gene Ontology annotation, molecular function: DNA binding. The record is from RefSeq and is a predicted model, not a curated record. Lineage: Eukaryota; Metazoa; Mollusca; Bivalvia; Mytilida; Mytilidae. Bases 25 to 882 code for a protein of 285 amino acids. The transcript has 6 exons.